This is a messenger RNA of Ilex paraguariensis (yerba mate), 1023 nucleotides long. The record is from the annotation of a GenBank genome assembly. Lineage: Eukaryota; Viridiplantae; Streptophyta; Magnoliopsida; Aquifoliales; Aquifoliaceae.
AUGAAGACAUUCCAAUUUCUUCUACUCGUCCUAGGGUGUCUGCCUUGUGCAAUUAUUCUACUUGCACUUAUACGCGAACGAACUCUCUGCACUACCGGAGAAUCGCCUUCGCCGAUGUGUUCGACUUUGUACAAAGACGGCGGUGUGCCGGAGGUCUUUCAUUCAGUGGAAUGCCGCCGCCGUACGCUAUCGAGUUAUAUUUCCGGAGUAGAAUCACCGUUGCCGACGGCGAGGUGUGAGUUUGCCAUGCUGGAGGGACGAUGCAAGUCUCCGGACGACCGCAAUUUCUGCGUUACCAUUCCUUUUCCCGUAGGUCCUACUGGGAUUAUGGAGAUUACAAUUGAUAUUGCUGUGGGUUCUACGGUGACGGUUGUACUUGUUGCAGAUGGCCAAAUUUUGGUUGCCUAUGUAGGAGACUCGGAGGCAAUUUUGUGUUCUGAAACAUUUCAGUCUCCUUCUGAGGCUAAAGCUACUUUUUUCAGGUUAUAUAGGCAGAAAAGAAACGAGGAUGCAAUUUCAUCCACAAGAGAUUAUGGCAGCCUUAAAAUGGAAGUUUCUAAUAGGUUUGCAUAUUAUAUUUGUAAGGAACUGACAAGACAUCACCAUCCAGAUAAGGAGAAUGAAGGAAAUCGAGUGGAAUCGGCCGGAGGUCCUGUUUUUGAGUGGGGCGGCGCUAAUGGUCAGUUUUCUAUUUCAAGGUCAAUUGGUGAUGGUCUCUUUAAAAAGCGCUUCAUUGACUUCGGUAGUGCAGUGGAUGAAUUUACAGUGAAGCAUUUGUCUGGCUCUGUUGGACCUUCUAGUGGUGAACAAACUUAUGACUAUGCUGCUCCAGAAGCUCAUCUCAAUGCUAGUUGGUAUCAGGGGCCAGUAAGCAAGUUCGAUAUGUGGAGUGUAGGUGUAAUUAUCUUGGAGUUGAUUCUAGGAUCACCACAUGUUUUCCAGGUGGAUGCUAGGACAUAUGCUAUUUUGGGUCAGUGCAUUGAGGAUCAUAAUGAAGACAGAAAGAAGCUGAUUUAUAAGUGA